AAUAACACCCUACACUUACCAUGUAUGCUCUAGCAAAGCCCCAGAGCUCGGUAUGGGCCCGGUUCAUCAUUGACCGGCUCUUGAAGUCCCCCUCAAAGGCAUUUGCCAUUGCGUUCAUCUACGUGACGCUUCCCAAGUUCUUGGCCAAAAUUUAUCAGAGCGCCCGACUGAAAGAGUCCAAGGGGCUUCUCUCGGCGUUACUCAAGAUCCUGGCAAACGCGUUGCACCCGGGAAAGUUCCCCAUGUUCGCUACCAAGCUUGUGCUAGGGAUCAAUGUAUUGGAGCCGUUCUUUUCCCGUGUGCUCCCGGGACAAAAAUACAAACGCGUGGUACCAUUUGCGUCUGCGUUACUCGCCAGCUUGGCCUCCUCGCUUCUCACCUUCCCGGACUACCAGCACCACAUUAUCAGUAAAAACCGGUUCUAUACCCUCGAUAUGACCCUCUUGCUCUUUGUCAGAGCCACAGACACGGUCUUGUCAACAAUUCUUGCACCGCACACCCCAGCAUGGAUGUACCACUUCAAUGACGUAAUCUUCUUCAACGCGUGCACGAGCGUCAUCAUGUUCUGUUGGUUCUACUACCCAGAGCGCUUGCCACCGCUGUAUCGUGACUGGAUCACCUCCGCUGCCAACAUGGACAACGGCUUGGUGAAGGCGCUCAACAUGUUGCAUCACGAGAAGAUCCGGUAUGGCGAGUGCUCACCAAACGGAGAGGAGCGAGUCUUGGUGGAGGCGGCAGAAAAGUUUGGUAUGCACCCCGACGUGGGCGACCUUUCCAAGACCAUACCCAUCCCGUGUGCCUUGGUACACAGCAACAUUUCCGACAGCUGUGAGGUGAAUGCACUCUGGCGCUUCGCACGGGGGCUCCGCUUUGGCCUUUCCUUGUAUAUGCCGUUGAACGCGUUGAUUUUCGGGAUAAAGUUGGCCAUGAACCCUAAGAACCGCUCGCGGAAGCUGAUGAUCACCAAUAUUAUCCGCAGUAUCCAGUCUUCCCUCAGAUCGUCCUCCUUCUUGGCAACCUUUAUCGCGUUGAACUGGUACGGUGUGUGUCUCGUGCGGACCCGGUUGGGCCCUAGGUUCUUGACUCCAUACUUUGGCAUCAGCUACAAGAAGUUUGACUCCUUGUACGCCGUUGCCUGUGGCUCCUUCAUUGCCGGACUCAGUAGUAUUGUGGAGAGGAAGCAGCGUCAGAAGGAGUUGGCGUUGUUCUGUGCUCCAAAGGCGUUGAGCGCCUUGCUUCCGCCAAUACUGAAGCCGCAGUUUGACCUUGGGGACCGGGAAACGAAGGAACCGGUGGACAACAAGGCUGAACUCGAGAUCGAGGCCCUUGUAUUUAGCUUUAGUUUUGCGGUAUUGGUCGCCUUCAGCAAGCAGAACCCGGAGAAGAUUAGAGGGAUUUUCGGCAAAGGGUUGCAGCAGGUUUUUUGAAAACGAUUAUAGUGUGAUAGAUGUCUCUGUGCGACGGGAAACUUGCGGAGCGUAAGAAAGGCUGUAGUAGACGGGUACCCACCAGCGUGCAUCCAUUCCACCCUCUUAUACGGCUAGUGCAGUUUUAGUCGCGCAUAAGGGAGAGUGGAUGGGCCAGUGAAGGAGGCUUUCUUUCAAUAACUCUAGAUGUUGGUAGCUACGGCUCUCAAUCUCUUGUGAUGAGUUUAUUAUAAAACGCUAUGUCCAGCUACAUGUACAGGUGAAAUACCGCAGCUAUAGUUCUACUAAUACUGAUUUAAUUAUAAUAUCAAUAUUAAUUGGC
Molecule: messenger RNA, 1749 nt
Organism: Babjeviella inositovora NRRL Y-12698
Lineage: Eukaryota; Fungi; Ascomycota; Pichiomycetes; Serinales
Exons: 2
Coding region: 21-1427 (468 amino acids)
Source: RefSeq, a predicted model, not a curated record